Oldenlandia corymbosa var. corymbosa is the source of this 1440-nucleotide messenger RNA. The record is from the annotation of a GenBank genome assembly. NCBI's taxonomy places the organism in Eukaryota, Viridiplantae, Streptophyta, Magnoliopsida, Gentianales, Rubiaceae.
AGAUGGUACAGAAAACCUUAGAACAAAAUGGAACUGUUUUAUUAGGCUUUUAUAAAGCUGAAACUCCUGCAAAUUAAGCUGAAUACCAAUUUGGAUGCAGCCAGCCAUGGAUGCCACCCCUAAGUCCCGCCCCAUCAUCCACAACCUACUCUUUCUAUCCUUACUAUUCUCAUCAAAUCUUUUAACUUAUUUAAUCUCUACAACUUCAUACUCUUCUCGUUUUCUCCAUUCCACCAUUACCGACUCUGCUCCUCCAACUAUUACUCUGCCUUCUACCGUUCAUCAGGAAUAUCAUCAAUCUUCGAGUGAAUCGAAAUCAUCGGCUGAAAUCGAACUUUUACCUGAAUUUCUCGCACUCACAUCUCAACAGAAACUCCCAUUCGGGUUCAACCCGAAUUUCGGUGCCGACUUCAUCUUACCUCCGGUUGGCCGCCCCUGUACCCAGUUCCCGGAUGAACUCAACCGGUACAUGUCGUACCAAGUCAACGGAUCUUGCCCUGACGACGAACGUUUGGCCCAGAAGCUUCUCUUAAAGGGAUGCGAGCCACUCCCAAGGCGGCGUUGCCGGCCAGCUGCUCCGGGGGAAUACGUGGAGCCUUACUCUGUUCCUGAAAGCUAUUGGAAAAUACCUCCUGAUUCCUCUGUUGUGUGGACUGCUUAUUCUUGCAAGAAUUACACGUGUCUGGUUAAUCGAGUUCGAAAUCAGAAAGCUUUUGAUGAUUGUAAAGACUGUUUUGAUCUCCAAGGCCCGGAAAAAGGUCGGUGGGUCGGACCAAACACAAAAUCAAACCUCAAUUUCACCAUUGAUGAAGUGCUGGCAGUGAAGAAACCUGGGACGAUCCGAAUUGGGCUGGAUAUUGGAGGUGGGGUCGGCACAUUUGCUGUAAGAAUGGCAGAAAGGAACGUCACAAUUGUGACAACUUCGAUUAAUCUGAAUGGUCCUUUCAAUAACUUCAUAGCAUCAAGAGGGGUGAUUCCUCUGUACAUGACCAUUUCACAAAGAUUGCCCUUUUUCGACAACACAUUGGAUAUAAUUCAUUCGAUGCAUGUUUUGAGCAACUGGAUUCCAACAACGUUGUUGAAUUUCUUGUUGUUUGACAUCUAUAGGGUGCUUAGGCCUGGUGGGAUUUUCUGGCUUGACCAUUUCUUCUGUGUUGGAGAUCAGAUGGAACAGGUUUACAUUCCUCUUAUAGAAACCAUUGGGUUCACCAAAGUGAAGUGGGCAGUGGGAAGAAAGCUGGACAGAGGGCCUGAGCUGCGAGAGAUGUAUCUUUCUGCUGUGUUGGAGAAGCCAUUGAAGAAUUCUUGGUGAAUGUGUAUUUGAUUUUAGCAAUUAGGGAAACGGAAGCCAAAUAAUGUUUUGUUCUAAUUCAUUUGAUUAUGCCAAUUUUAUUUCUCCAGAAUAAGUAACAAACUUGGUAAAUCUGUUCCAAGGACAGA